UUUGUUUUUAGACAAGGUCUUACAUAGAACUUGAUAAGUAGCUGAAGCUUGCCUCCAACUCCUGAUCCUCCUGCCUCCACCUCCUGAAUGCUGGCAUUACAGGCAAAUGCCAAGCCCAGUUUGAAUAUUUGAUCUUUACCUUUUUUUUUUUUUUUUCUGGGAGAUUUGGGAAUUUCUGGGAGGAAAGGCCUGCAAAUGAAAAGGAUGGUGUUUUCUACCCCCGUCUGGCUCCCUUCUUAGGUCCCAGCCCAUGGAGACAGAGGAGGUGAGAGGAUUUAGAUGCCAGUCAGAGAAGCAGACUGAGUCCUGCAAGCCCAGCUUACCCUAAAUAGUUACAGAGGAGAGAAAAUGAUGCAGGGGACUUUCCUGCCAGCAGCUGCUGGUUAAACCUCUUUGGGAAAUGAAUCCUCUUCAUGAGAACUGACUGCCCGUGCACAGUGUAGAGACAACAGAACCGGUUUUGUAUCCUCUGACCUGGACCUACUAAACCUCUGCCUAUGUAGUUCGGAGCCUGUAGUAUCCCCAGGGAUGCCCACCUGGGACACAGUUCCCAACCCCACUCUCCCUUUGUGCUUUCAGACAGAUCUCCUGUGUUGUCCAGACUCAUGACACCCACUUCCGGUCUGUGAUGAUGCUUGGACAUGGAAGAAGGAGAGGAGUACCCCCUUUGCUCCUCCCCUCUGCAAAGACAGCCUUGUAGACCCCUCUUGAUGCUGCUUAAUGGGAGAGCUCCCUUUCCGUGAAGGUGCCCUAGAUAUUACAGACAAACUCCGGGCAUUGCUAGCUUUGGUUAAUACCAAGUGGAUGACUCAAUCACCCGAGAAUUUAGCUGAACCCUUCUCUAAUUCUGCUAGUCUCGCCGUCCAAUAGGAGAUCUGUGGUCUCCAAGAAUUCAUCCUGUGGGAGGGGAAAUAAACACACGUGAGGUUAUUUUCAAACGGGAUGACAUGUUUUGUGGAAACAUGAUCAAAGUCUCAUGGGAACGUAAUGAUAGGAUGACCCAUCCAUGACUCUGUGGAUGGCCUCACAGAGCAGUAGAAAGAGCAGGCGUCUGUAGGCUGCGGAGGAGGGCUUGGAACUGAGUGGUAAUCCCUGAUCCUUCCCUCUCCUAGGAACGUCUCAGGCAUGCUAAUGGAGAAACUGGAAAGAAACUUGUACAAAGUAACUGGCCACAGGAUAGACUGAGGAGACCACACUGUAUGCAAGACAUGGGCCUUGAAGAUGAGGUUCAGGAGGGAAGCAGCUUGAAGGCACAAUGCACAGGGCUUCCAAGGGGUGAGGUGCCCGAGGCCUGGGGUUUGAGUCAGACAUGUAGAUGUAAGCAAAUCUUGUAAUGGCCCAUGCCUUAGUAGCCGUCUCCACCACCCCCUCCCUGCUCUAUAGGUGUCCUAAGAGAUUCACGAGAGUUGAUAAAGCUUGAGAAGGUCUGACUCUGCCUGCAUGUUAGCUGCUGUGAGGGCACUUGGCACAUUCACGCACUGCCCAAGCUUCUGACUCGGGCUAUGUGACCCACAAAAGAGCCCCAGAGCCUCUGUCCCCUGGAUGAGGCUGGAGUAUGAGAGGGAUCUGGGGACAGCUUGUGCACUUGCAGGAAAAGGUGGGACUCCUAUGACCCUAGCAUCUUACCCGCCCCUGAGAAAAAGCCAGCAGACCAAGAAGCAGGAGGUAUCCAGCCAGAGGUGGAUUCCCAGAGAGGCCUGUUCUGACCCCCCAACAGUGGAGUCACCUCCUCCUGGCUACAGAGGGCUGUAGCACCAGGCUGAAGGAGCAGGAUGUGGUUUUUGGUUUCUGUUUCUGUUUUGACAUGUGCUGUUGCUGUGGCCUGCCUAGGCCCCAGGAAAGGGGAAGUGCCCUAGGGUGGGAUUGAACUCUCCAGGCCACAUGUCAUGGGGGUGCUAGUGGCGGAGGAUAUGGAACCUGCCUCGUUAGGACUCUUUCCUCAAGAUGAUAGAGACACCUGGAAGCUGCCAGCCAACCAGCCAAGAGUUAGCUGAGCUCUGGAGUGAAUGCUUGUCCACAUCGCUGAGUAUGGCACCAAGGUCCAGUCUGUUGCCAAGACAAGGUUAAACCAGGACACAGCGGCACAGCGAUCCUGAUGUCUGUUCCCAGCCCUGCGGUCAAGGCUGUGUUAAGAAGCCCAAGUCGUCACCAUGGCUUCUGCCGAGCCCCUGACAGCGCUGUCCCGUUGGUACCUAUACGCCAUCCACGGCUACUUCUGCGAGGUGAUGUUCACGGCGGCCUGGGAGUUCGUGGUGAAUUUUAACUGGAAGUUCCCGGGGGUCACGAGCGUGUGGGCCCUCUUCAUCUACGGCACCUCCAUCCUGAUCGUGGAGCGCAUGUACCUGCGCCUUCGGGGCCGCUGUCCUCUGCUGGUGCGCUGCCUCAUCUACACGCUCUGGACCUACCUGUGGGAGUUCACCACGGGCUUCAUUCUGCGCCAGUUCAACGCCUGCCCCUGGGACUACUCCCAGUUCGACUUUGACUUCAUGGGUCUCAUCACCCUGGAGUACGCGGUGCCCUGGUUCUGUGGGGCCCUCAUCAUGGAGCAGUUCAUCAUCCGCAACACCCUCCGCCUACGCUUUGACAAGGAUGCAGAGCCCGGGGAGCCUGCCAGUCCGCCAGCCCUGGCCAAUGGCCACGUGAAGACCGACUGAGCUCAGAAGGUUAAUGUGAGAACCUAAGGCCUCUCCUAGGAACUUCAACGACAGAGAGACCAAGCUGGUGGGGUGACCAGCACAAGCCCUGCCCCCAAAUGGGUCUUAGUCCGGUAGAGCAAACACAACCACACAUGGUGGGCAGUGGGAUGGUGUGGGGGAGAUGGGUGUCCAGACAACAGAAGAACACUGGGACUGGUCCAUGGCUCUCCACCCAUCCUGGGGACUGGAGCCUGGGCGAUGAACAAUUGGACUUCGUGGAUGACUUUGGAAGCAGCAGGCCUGUCCUGAUGAAGGGACAUGAACUCUGGGGCCACGGGUGGGAGACAAGGUCUGAGGAGGCCUUGGCUGCUGUUGGGGCCACCACCCCACCUGUCCCCUGGCUUCAGCUGGGCUUUGGCUGGCCCUAUUAGGCAAUAUUCAGGUGCUUGCUUGCAACCAAUACCUCCCCAGGGGCCUCUGAGCUGCAGCCUGAGAGAGACCCAGCAGCCAGCAGGCUGCUUGGUGGCAUUGCUCUUGUACAAGGGCUGGGAAAACUUCCUCUGGCCCGUCCCCCUCCCCCAGGGCCCCACGCUGCUCCCAUGGCCUUCUGGGGGGGCCCCUGUGGUGCUGGAUCCCUACCAACCUUGGGCUUUUGGGGGGUUUCAAUCCCGUGUGUUUGGUGGCGUUUUCCCCUUUCUCUUACGUUCAAGACAUUUCCCACUAGCAGGCAGCCAUUUUCUGUCAGUCACCACAUCCGGAUUCCCCUCUCCCAGCUCCCUACAGAACACAGCAGCGGCCGGAGGCACAGCUCUAACAUGGGCCCCACCUGCCUUCCCGCAGCCUUCCCCCGCCCCUUCAUCUGGGGACCGGGGCCAGCCUGCCUGCCUCCCUGGCCCAGGGAUGGUGGUCUGGUGCCCCCUCCCUGCAGAGGUCCUACUAAAGACGCAUAGUAUCCCCCCAGUGCCCAUCUAGGUCUAGAGGUGUCCUGUGGCUCCACAGGGGAAGAAAAAAAGGCAGAGUUCUAGGUCCUAUGUGCCCACAUUGGUUUGUUUACAAGCCAGUUAGUCAAUAUGACUUCCUGUGAAAUAGGGGAGCAGGUAUCUAGCUGGAGACCCAUGGGGAAUUAGCUAUGGAAGACCAUGGAAGGUUCUUUGGAGCCCCUUUUCUGGAAAAAGAUGAGUUCUACCACAGCCUCAGCUCAACGCUAACUCUCGGGGCUGCUCCUCCUACAGCUAGCUCCUCCUGGCCAGGCUGACCCUUUGAGCUUGUUCCUCCAACAGUAUUAGCCCUGCCACACUCAUGGGCGUGGUGAGCUCCGUUGUCUUAGCUUGCCCCCGUGAUGGGUCCAUUGCUGGCAGUGGACAGGUGGAAUCCUUAUUCCAGGCCCUUCUGAUUUUUGUCCUCCACCCUUUGAAAGGAGGAGUCAGUCCAUCAAAGAGUGUCCAUCCCACGUGGCAGUCUCCUCUUGGCCACCCUGGGGACUCUGAGGUAGCAGUCAGCCUUUUCUUUCUUAUAGAUCAUUUAAAAGGAGAUGGUGCCACUGUGGAAAGCCGCUGAAGCAUACAGAGAGCACCAGGCGAGGGUCAGCAGGGCUGGGAGAAAGACUCAACCUUCUGUGGCCUCCUUCCCCCCAGUUCUCUCUGUCCAGGGCAGAAUGAAGUGUUCUUGAGUAGACAUCAUCAAAAACCAUUCUCUCUGUGUGUGUAGUGGGGGCUGCUUCUGGUUUUGUUGUAGCCCGGAUUAUAGGACUUUGUGGGUUCCAGGGAUUCAGGCUUCCAAUGGGAGUGGUUGCUUUCCAUCUCCAAGUGGUGAGACUUCCUUAUUUUAUAGGCCCCUUCCUCCAAUUCUGUGUUAUCUCAGUUCCCUGAAUCCUAAUGCCUCUCUAGGCCACCUCACACCUACCUUCGCAACCCAGUCUAGUGGCUUGCUGAGGUGUCCCAGCAUUCAUUAAGACCCCAGUUCUCCACCAGAGAAAGCCAUGGGGUGGCCCCUGGUCUCAGCACUCCGGAUGUUGCCUUACAGGCAUUCCCUGGCACCAUUUUCCUCAAGCCCCUUUAGUCCCCUGUCGGAAGGGUUUCCUGGAGUGAAUCUGUUUGCCUGGCAAUGCUCAGCAAUGUGAUCUGCUCAUGCAGGUCCCCUGUUCUCCUGUGGCCCCUCCUAGGCCCAGCAUCCCCAGCCAGGGGAAGCUGCAAUGUAAAGGCCUGACCACAGACCCACAGGCUCAGAUCUCACCAAGUGGAGCCCAGAUUUCAGCUCUUGCUUUAUUGGCUCUCUUCGGGGCUCCAACCUCUUAGUGCACAGGGACACAGAGGUUGGGGUCACCAAGCCUUUCUGAGCAGUGGGGAGUCCACUAGCUGUUUACGGAGCCUCUGAUGUUCUGAGCCCAAGGCAGCUGUAUGCUGCUGGGACUCAGCAGAUCGUUAAGUAUGCUGCCCUGCAUGGUUGAGUUGCUUUGGAUAUCUGCUAGGCUUCCAGUGCCCUGUCCCCUCCUCAUGCCAGAGAGUCACAAUGGCCUGUGCUUAUUCACAGCAAUAAUACAUAGGGAGCAUCUGUGAGUCCCUUUUGUCCUGGUCCCUUACUCUUCAUGGAUCUCCCAGGAGACUGCUGAGCGGGUCAGUUCAUGUGAGAAUCUAUGUCUGAAGCUCUGGGCUGUGCCAAGUGUUGGCUGCAGGUGGCAGGUGAGAGGAGAGACCUAGCCAUGAACUGUGACGAAGGCCGAGAGAGUGGCUUCCACCCUGAGGCCACCAGACCUGGACAAGCUGGCGGCCCCAGUUUUGGAACAGGCCCUUUGAAAUGGAUAGGACUGUCUUCCAACUGGACGGCUCUUGAGAACGGCACAUGACUGACUUGUGAGCCCAUUGCCUGCUAUGUCUGUCUCUCUCUUCCUUUUCAUAAUUGUGCACACAAAAUAUACUGGUGUUUGUGUUCCUGGA
Molecule: messenger RNA, 5569 nt
Organism: Peromyscus leucopus (white-footed mouse)
Lineage: Eukaryota; Metazoa; Chordata; Mammalia; Rodentia; Cricetidae
Gene: Tmem229b
Product: transmembrane protein 229B
Exons: 3
Coding region: 2151-2654 (167 amino acids)
Source: RefSeq, a predicted model, not a curated record